Arvicola amphibius (Eurasian water vole) is the source of this 1986-nucleotide messenger RNA. Its product is annotated as UDP-glucuronosyltransferase 2B1-like. NCBI's taxonomy places the organism in Eukaryota, Metazoa, Chordata, Mammalia, Rodentia, Cricetidae. The coding region runs from base 181 to 1773 and encodes 530 amino acids. The record is from RefSeq and is a predicted model, not a curated record. Gene Ontology annotation, molecular function: UDP-glycosyltransferase activity. The transcript is spliced from 7 exons.
GUAACCCCAUCUGCGGUGUUGUCUACGCCCUGACGGUGUGGCGCUUCUUUCGUGAUCGCACAGAAGAGGAGGAGAUCUCGCUGAUUCACUUCUUUGGGGAGGAAUACUUGGAGUAUAAGAAGCGGGUUCCCACAGAGUCGAGAAAUCACCAUUUGAAAGGCAACUCUGAACUUAACCAAGAUGUCUAUGAAAAUGACAGUAGCCCUGCUCCUGCUACAGCUGAGUAGCUUCUUUGGAUCUGGAAGUAGUGGGAAGGUGCUGGUGUGGCCAGUGGAAUUCAGCCAUUGGCUCAACCUAAAGAUAAUUCUAGAAGAGCUUGUGAAGAAGGGCCAUGAAGUGACUGUUCUGAGACCUUCGGUUUACUUUUCUUAUGAAGUUGACAACACAUCUGCUAUUGAAUUUGAAACAUAUCCUGCAUCAUUUUCCAUGACUGAUGCAGAAGAAUUUUCCAAAGCAGCCUUCAAUAAACGCAUUUAUGAGCUGCCAAAGCAAUCAUUUUGGGGAUACUUUUUAAUGUUACAAGAACUGUUUUUGUUCGAGUCAGAAUAUUUUGAGCAUUUCUGCAAAGAUGCAGUUUUAAACAAGGAACUUAUGACAAAACUACGUAAUUCAAGCUUUGAUGUCCUACUAGCAGAUCCAUUCUUACCCUGCGGUGAACUGCUGGCUGAGAUUUUUAAGAUACCUCUGGUGUACAGUCUCCGAUUCUUUCCUGGCUCCAAGUACGAAAAGCACAGUGGAGGACUGCCACUACCUCCUUCCUAUGUGCCCAUUGCUUUGUCAGAAUUGAGUGAUCGAAUGACAUUCAUGGAAAGGGUACAAAAUCUAAUCUAUGUGCUUUCUUUUGAAUUUUGGUUACAAAUGUUUAAUGAGAAGAGGUGGAAUCAGUUUUACAGUGAAGUAUUGGGGAGACCCACAACACUCACUGAGAUGAUGGGGAAGGCAGAUAUAUGGCUCAUUCGAACCUACUGGGAUUUGGAAUUUCCCCACCCUGUCUUACCAAACUUUGAAUAUGUUGGAGGACUCCACUGCAGACCUGCAAAGCCUCUGCCAAAGGAAAUAGAAGACUUUGUCCAGUCUUCUGGAGAACAUGGUGUGGUGGUGUUUUCCCUGGGGUCCAUGGUGAGUAACCUAACAGAAGAAAGGACCAACAUGAUUGCAGCAGGCCUUGCACAGAUUCCACAGAAGGUCCUUUGGCGAUUUGAAGGCAAGAAGCCAGACACCUUGGGCUCCAACACUCGGCUGUACAAAUGGAUUCCCCAGAAUGACCUUCUUGGUCAUCCUAAAACCAGAGCUUUUAUAACUCAUGGUGGCACCAAUGGCAUCUAUGAGGCGAUCUACCAUGGGAUCCCUGUAGUGGGCAUUCCUUUGUUUGGAGACCAGUUUGACAAUAUUGUUCACAUGAAGACCAAAGGAGCAGGGGUUAGACUGGACUUUCACAUGAUGUCCAGCACAGAUUUGCUCCAUGCAGUGAAGACAGUCACUAAUGACCCUUCCUAUAAGGAGAACGCCAUGCGGCUAUCAAGAAUCCACCACGAGCAGCCAGUGAAACCCCUGGACAGAGCCGUCUUCUGGAUUGAGUAUGUCAUGCGCCACAAGGGAGCCAAGCACCUUCGUGUGGCAGCGCAUGACCUCACCUGGUACCAGUACCACUCUCUGGACGUGCUUGGAUUCCUGCUUGCCUGUGUGGUGACUGUGAUGUUCGUCAUCACAAAGUGCUGCCUCUUUGGCUGCCAGACAUUUGCUAAGUCUGGAAAGAAGAAGAAAAGGGAGUAGCUGAAGUGGGGAGGACUGACACAUGGACCUCCUCUAAUGCAUCUCCGCAAGGGAGGCUGUGCGGGAAGCUCCUUCAUCCUGUGACAAGGCCAAUCUCUCUCUCUGACUCAUCAAAUCACAACAUUAUUUAUAAAGUUUUAAGGAUUGAACAUAUGCUAGAAAUAUUUUUGGUCACAGUGCAAGAAACUAGGAAAAAGUAACAAUCAAACUAUA